UCUUGAAGAUCGGGAUACGAUGAGUGAGAUAGGUAGGUGGCAGGUAUAAGAAUGGACGAUCUCCGUUUCUGGAGCUUCCGUACGUUCGACAUCUUUCUUCACGGAUCAAAUCAUAUUCCAUCGUUUGUCUUGCACUUAAUCUUGGACCUGCCUUAUCCAUUCAAUUGCAUUUACCGUCCCCGCUUUGCUGCAGGUCUAUCUGUGAAGCCGUUUCAUCUUCGUCUGAGUCCUGAGCAUUUUUUUUUCGCGGAGGGCCAGUGCCUUGGGUUACAUCUUUGUGGGGUAAAGUCUAGAUUGGUAACGAUUUACUUGGGAGAUUAUCCGUACGACUCUUUCUUUGUUUUGUUGAGGGAGGGGAAGAGUAUAGAUAUAAGAGACAUCCGCUUUGGGGGUUUCUUCGUCUUGGUAUACCUCAACCUCAUUUCAAAAUCCUACAUCCGGAUUUUGUUUCGUUCAUUGCUCGACGCGAUUGAAACAUUUGAUAGUUUGAAAACAUACGGACUAUCCACCUACCAAGGAUAUUUUUCUAUAAUAUCUCGAACAUAUAUUCAUACCAAUCCUCUCAUAUACGAGUCUUCGACUUCAAACCUCAAAAUGCAACUCUCGUCGACCUUUCUCUUCGUGACAGCUGCUGUACUCAGUACCUUUUCACUCGUUACAGCCACACCAAUGCCUUGCAGCGAUGCAACAAGAGAUCUUGUUCUCAGAGGAACCUUAGAUCCAAGCGCGUGUUGUAGUUAUGGUGUAUGUAAAGGGCUCGUAAAUGUCCAAGGUGGUUGAGCGAACUUUACCUUUAAUGGUUCGAAGGGAAGAUGAAGAAAGAAACGGGACGUCACUAUCGUCGGGUCAAGAGACAUUGAAGCACAGCCCGUUGUGGGAUUGAAUAUUUGGGGUAUCGGGUGGGCGUUCAUUAUACGACAUCACAAUCUACACAAUAAGAUUGGAUUUUUGUUAGGUGUUCAUGGCUAUGAUCACUUCUUGGGUUACAAGGUCGCCACGAGAUUAAAUACGGGCAAACGAUCAACGGAGUUAUGGGAAUGGAAUGAGGGCUCGGCUUUACAGAACAAAAUACUCGACAAUAGUUCGUGGGUCCAGGUUAUGGAUAUAUGGGUUUGUGGUAUCAAUUACCGCGGGUCGUAUGUAUAGUUUAAUACAUAUGUAUCAUUUAUAAGAAGUUUUUGAAGAAGGAACGAAAGUUUUGUGCCUCUCACACCUUUGAUCUCGUGCGUUUUUUUGUUCUUCUCUGCAUAAUACAUAUCGACGUGGAUAUAUAAAGUCUGCCACCAUCGUCAAUCUAUCGUGUGGCUGGGAUAAAAUAUAUUGUGAUAAUGUGUGGCCAAUUUCGCUCUGGUGUUUGAUUCAGAUAGACAUGUAGAAUGUUGGAUUAACUUUGAGAACCGACCCAUUUUACAGAAAAGUAAAAUUUUACCUCCUGAGAGUCUAGUAAUCCAUCUCCAAUAGUUUAAGCACUGAAUUAUCAAUGUUAAAUAUCGCAAG
This is a messenger RNA of Botrytis deweyae, 1497 nucleotides long. RefSeq lists its product as uncharacterized. Lineage: Eukaryota; Fungi; Ascomycota; Leotiomycetes; Helotiales; Sclerotiniaceae. The transcript has 2 exons. The coding region runs from base 52 to 780 and encodes 242 amino acids. The record is from RefSeq and is a predicted model, not a curated record.